This is a messenger RNA of Micropterus dolomieu (smallmouth bass), 4608 nucleotides long. RefSeq names its product linkage group 12 C4orf54 homolog (gene lg12h4orf54). The record is from RefSeq and is a predicted model, not a curated record. The coding region runs from base 1 to 4608 and encodes 1535 amino acids. The transcript has a single exon. NCBI's taxonomy places the organism in Eukaryota, Metazoa, Chordata, Actinopteri, Centrarchiformes, Centrarchidae.
AUGAAGACUGAGCAAAGUUGUGUGGAGACACCGGCCACUCUCCGGGGGGCCAAAGAUCUGCUCCAAAAGCUAGCGCCCGGCGAAGAGGUUGCCCUGGAGAAGCAAGUCGACAGCAAAUACGUCGAUUUGGAGUUAAUGGACGUGAACACAUGCGGGGUAAAACCGGAGAAAGACUGUCCCUUUGGUGAAAAAGACCAAAUGUCUGUCCUUUUUAACAGUAGCGGCACCGGAGCUCUGCGCGCACCGGCACCAAACCACGAGCUGGCCAUUACUGGCGAGACUGAAACUAAACAGAAAGGGGGUUCGGAAAUUGGGAAUUGUGCAGAAGAUGUCAAGGAGAGGCCCUCUGAUCCAUCCUCGUCAUCAGAUCGUCCUUAUCUUCACGCAAAGUCAGACAAUUGCCUCAAAUCAGGAGACAAAAUCGAACCCGCCGUAACGCAGCCCGGGGUGCCAAAUAAAGAAGACAACAAAGCCACACCCAGAGACCAGGAAUUACACUGUAGUGAUAAUUAUCUGAGCGGGAGAAGUGAGUCGGAUGAUUAUGAGGAAGAUGAUGAUGUUAGUUUGGUGCUUUCCGACGACUCCGUCCCGUGCGUAACGGAGGAUGAGUCCCAUUACAUUACCACGCACGAGAUCCAGCUCUCGGAGCUUUCUGACCAUGAGGGGGACUACGACGUGGGCUCCUCCGCCAGCUGGGACAUUGAGGACGACAACCAGGUGUACUCUUUUGUCGAUUAUGCUUCUUUUGGCGGUGAUGGAGCGGCGCAGGAGAGGGGGGACCGGGGCGCAGCAGCAGCAGCAGCAGCAGUCAGCACUCUGCUUGAAAGUGAUCUGUGCGAUGCGGCCAAGUUCACCAGCUCAGAUGAGAGUGUGUUAAAGUCCCAGCAGCAGUGCAGUGGCAACAGUGCGGGACAGAUCCACCUGUCAAUCAGAACCACUUCUCGAGCUAUAAAUGACCCUAGCAACAUCCAAGAGCAGGGAAAUAUUCUUUAUCAUGCCAGGCGCUCUGGAGACAUGAGUCGCUAUGUGUUUAGGGGAGUUGAUGGGAAGGCAGAGACGUUGUGUGACAGGGCAAAGUGUUUCAUAGCUGCGCCCGGACGCUUGCACUUUGGCCGCAAAUUGAGGGGUAAAGAGGUCACCGGGUGUUCCAGCGGUGCGUCCAGCGCUGUCAGCGAGCUGGACGACGCUGACAAGGAGGUGCGCAACCUGACAGCCAGAACCUUCAAGAGCCUGGCUUAUCCUUACUUUGAUGCCAUUAAUUUCAGCGCAUCAAGUGAGUCCUCUGCAUCAGAGCAUGGGAUAGGGAUAAACAGAUGGUCCACGUUUGUCGACCUGAAAUAUGGCAAUAUGAAUAUGUCACAGGGACUGGACCAACGUUUUGUUUCCCAUAAAAACUCAACGGCCUCAUUUGAAAUAGCCAAAAAUAUAGACAAUAGAGGUUAUAAGGACAUUACACUGGCAAGCAUCAAACCGCCCACCAGCAAGAUCUUCACUCUGAAUGGGAAUCCCCACAGCGCAUCGACAUCUACAAAGAAAAUAGAGCUGAUGGGGAAAUUCAGUCAGGGCCAGAGUGGGGUCAUUAGACUAACAGAGACUCUGAAUUUUCGUUGCAAUGUCAAAUCGGGAAUGUCUGGGGGAGAAAGGCGCACCAACUUUGCACAAAACGCCACAGGAUCACGUUCCACAGAUGAAGUUACAGUUAACAGUUUGCCAAGCGGCCAGAGGAGAGGGGCCAGCAAGCCGCCCUGUAAAACCAUGGAAGACGCACACAAGAAAGCCAUAUUCGCCUCGAGUCUGAUCAAAAAUGUGAUUUCUAAGAAGAUGCAGUUCGAGCAGGAGCGCAAGAUGGAAAGAGGGGAGAUAAGUGAGCCGCAUCCGACGUCUUCUCCGUGCUUUGUACACCAGGAGAGCGACAGCCACGGGGGGAAUAGGAGCCGGGAGCUGCACAGACAGAGCUCCAAGUUUUCCGAGAGCAGCUCUGACUACGCCAUAAUGUGCGUGGAUGAAUUAGGGGACAUCGUGGACAGCGGCUCAUGUGAUACCAAGAGCGACUCUCGGAGAGGAGACACGGCCGCCCCCGCAUCAGAAACUAAUUUGGAACAGGCAAAUGAAGCUGGAAUCAAUACUAAAAAAGGCACAUUGGAAGCGUCUAAAAGCACGCUGCUUCGCAGCCAAAAUAGCGCGUUCAGAUGCUGGAAGGACGAGGAGCUAGAGUUUCAAAAGGAUCAUAAAAACGAUGAAACUCUGGAGGGGAAGUCGCCUUCAGCUAACGACAAAGAGAGCGAGGGGGAUCAGUACUCAUCGGGCAGAGACAAACUGACUAAAAUGUCACAUUUGUUUGUGCCAAGCAUCCAACUGCUGGCCAGUGACGGAGAAGUCGGACAGCAGCUGCAGAACAGCAACUAUUCCCCAUGUGGAGAUGGAGGAGGGACACAACUGCGCUCCGACAACACUUUAUACAUCGAAGACUCCAGAAGGGUGGCUACAUCUAAAUCCCCGGAAAUUAAAAUUAACUUAAGGAGCGUCAGAGACAAUAAAAAGGAGCCUUUUGGCGUCUCCAAACUGCGCGCUCCUAAUAUAGGCUGUAACACAGCCAGCCUCAUCAGAACAGAUGACUUCAAAUGCCAGGCGCUGACUGCAGCUUUAAAGGGUGAGUCUUCAGAUAAAGUGCCGCAUUUCAUGGUUAGAGACAUUAGAGAUCACAAAGGGAAGCUGCAGACGCCCAUACACCAAGUCAGAGAUGUGCGCAAACUUGUGAAAAGCUCCUAUCACUUUGUUUCUUUGGAUAACAACGAAAAUAAAACCAACGUUGCCUCUGCUGACAGCCAUUCAGAGCAAAAGAAGCAAAUGCCCUAUCGAAAUCCCAAUUCCGUGUCCCCUAUAGUGAUAAAAUGUCAUUCUGUGAAUACAAACAGUAACGGAAAACAGUCUGGAAAUCUUACUGAGUUAUCUAGACGGGAGUCGUUAGACAUAGACAGAUCGUCUCCGGAGGGCACUAAAAGUGCUCCUCUGCAAAGGGCAGCAGGGAGAGCACCCAUAGGUAACUCAAAUAAUUCAUCAGAGGGAAGCAUUGGAUUGAGAACAGAAAGCAGGGUAGCUUCAAAGAAGCAAGAGAUAACAUCAGAUAUCUCAGAUAAGAAACCUGAAUCAAAGAUGGCGAACCAGGUUGCUUUGGAAAAACUCCAGGCAGCUGUGAAAACCAUGGAGCAGCUCUAUGUAUUUGAAAGAAAUGAAUGGAAGAGGAAGAAUGAGCCCCAGCGCCUGACAGACAGCCAUGUGCUUUCACUGAUAGCCAGCGAUGAACAUGGAGGACCUGAAGAGGAAGGAGCGAGAGCGUGCAACAUGGACAAGACGGUCAGAAGAGACUCCUAUCCUAACACUGACAAGACGCCACCAGCAGUAGCAGUGUCACCCGGAAAUGCCAUCCUGCUGAGGCGAGAGGACAAAAUCUUUCAGACUACCGGCAGCCGUGAUGACAGGCAGGUUGCUAAGUCACUGCAAGCCGCCAGCACCACGGGGAACAAGAACAUGUUCAACCUCAGCUCUAGCUUUAAGGCCCCCGCAACCGCAAAGACGCCCCAGCCAAACAGCGUCACACAAACACCUUUCAGCACCAAAAGCUUCACCCCAAAGUCCCCCAAAGUGCCUGUGCCCUUAAAUAUCAGCCAGAGGAAGCUUAGUGGUCAUGAGGGAGCUGAAUCAAAGGAGGUAGAGAGGUCCACGCAGGAGCUCUUUAGCGCCUCAGCUGACAACGAGAACUACCUAACCAUUCCGGUCAAGUCUCACGCCAGCAGCAACAAACAAGCCUCAUCUGCUGAACAAACAUCAGCGUACACAUGUAGCACCCAGACACACCUAACCACACCAUCAAGCCACUUGGGAUCCGGCAGCAGAGGCCAGGAAGUCCACAACCAGUCCCCUAAACGCUCCAGCAUUGUGAUGGAGACACACUCACCAGACAUCCCUCCUGCCACCAUCUACCACUCCUUUCCGUUGGGCAUGUCCACCAAUCAGCCUCAGGUGUAUUGCUUCUCCCCAGCUAUCACCCCUGCUCCCACCCUGGACCCCUUCCAGGCCACCCAGAGGAAGAUGCUCCUCGAUCCCACCACUGGAAACUAUUACAUGGUGGACACUCCGGUGCAGCCAGCCACCAAGCGCCUCUUUGACCCCGAAACAGGCCAGUAUGUGGACGUGCCUAUGCCGCAACCUCCUAUGACCCCGGUGCCCAUGCCGAUCUCACCUUUGGCCCUCAGCCCAGGAGCAUACGGACACACCUAUAUGAUCUACCCAGGCUUCAUGCCGACACCAUCCGUGAUCCCGGCCCGGACGCUGGUGCAGUCGCAGAUGUCGGUGCACUCCGAGGUGGAGAGUGGCGAGAGAGGCUCGUCGCAGCAGACUGAGGGCAUGUACAUGGAGAGUCCCUUUUACAUGGCCACUGGAAAGUCUCCCCAGGCGGCUCAACAGCAGGCCACUGCCCACAGGCCGCCACAGGGCUUCUCCAGCGUCAAGCAGCCGGUCAUCAGCAUCACCUCCCAGCAGGGGCCCAGGAUCAUAGCCCCGCCCUCCUUUGACGGGACCACCAUGAGCUUUGUGGUGGAGCACAGAUGA